UCUCCGCCCCACUUCGCCCUUUCCGUGCCGCAGCCAUGGUGCGGCGGCUGCGCUACCCGGAGCAGAAGCUGCUGAGGCGGCUGUCGCUGGUGAGCUGGGAGGCGGCGAGCGGCGUGGCCGAGGUGCGGGCGCUGCGGCGCUACCGCCUGGGUCGCCGAGAGGAUUGGGCUCGCUAUAAAGCUUUAGCCCGGGCCGUGCGGGGCUUAGCCCGGCGCCUCCGCGAUUUGGGGCCGUCCAGCGAUGCUUUCCGAGCCCGCUGCGCCGCCGCCUUGCUGGACAAGCUGUACGGUUUGGGGGUGCUGAGCUCCCGCCGCUCGCUGGCUCUGUGUGAGAAGGUGUCGGCCGCCUCCUUCUGCCGCCGCCGCCUGCCCUGCGUGCUGCUGAAGCUGCGCAUGGCGCAGGACCUGAGGCACGCCGUCACCUUCGUGGAGCAGGGCCACGUGCGGGUAGGGCCCGAGGUGGUGACCGACCCGGCGCUGCUGGUGCCGCGCGCCGUCGAGGACUUCAUCACCUGGGCCGACGGCUCGCGCCUGCGCCAGAAGGUCCUCGACUACAACCAGGAGCGCGACGACUUCGACCUGGCCGCCUAGGGAUGUGUGGGUCGGGGGGUGGCUGCUGGCCUGCUGGCUUCUGGGGGGAACGCUGACUGCCACAGAGCACUGAAAUGAUGGCACCAGGAGCAGACAGUCGACCGCCAAAUCCCUAAAAUCCCCCAAAACACGCCCAGGAGGACACGUGCUCACUGUCAGCACAGCUGCUUUUACCAUCGACAUUCCUUCUUUAACACCACGCCACGUGGGCAGACAGCACCACAAACUGCUCAGACAUCACUCUGAAAACACCCGGCCCCGUGCAUCCCUGCAAGGACAGCGCACUCAGGGAGCUUUCUGCGAGCCUGGCGCUGCCAUUUCAAUGCCUCAGAUGCCAAGCAGCAGGAGGACGCUUUCAUUAAGCCUCCUGUUUGGGGACAGAGCGCCGAUGCCACCCUGCUUGGUGACCUGGACACCACUUGCCAAAAGCAGCCUCGUCCUGGGAGGUUCUGCUUUCACCCAGCACAACUCAGGGGGGUUUGCCGUCAGCAAAGAGGCCGAAGAGUGAAUUUCUGGAACUGUUAAAAGUUGUAGCCCCAAACGGAAUAAAUACAUAAGUAAAAGCUAAUGUUGGUUUUGUGUAAAGUCAUAAGGGGAAGCCUGACUGGCAGGGCUGAGCCCUGUGGCUGUGGGGGCUCUGGCUGGGGAGGGUUGUGGUGAAAGCAAACCUGAGCAGUUCUAGGGCUGUCAGGAGCUUCAUUCGCCUUUGAAAAAAAGGACAGAAGAGCAAAAAUAGACCAAGUUGGUUUAUGGUGUUGAAGAAAUGCAGUAUGCUGACUUAUGAUGGAGUUUACCUGAGUCUUCCUAGUAAUUCUAAAACAUUCCAGUGAGCCCUGCUUGUCAUCUUACAGAACAUUUUUUUUAUGUAACUUUUAUGUAACUUUUUUUUUUCCAGCUACAGGCUAUUACAGAAUUAUAAAGUGCU
This is a messenger RNA of Anas platyrhynchos (mallard), 1515 nucleotides long. Lineage: Eukaryota; Metazoa; Chordata; Aves; Anseriformes; Anatidae. The record is from RefSeq and is a predicted model, not a curated record.